GCCAAUGAUUACGCGCCCGGCAGCUUGCGAGUUAAAUGUAUCCGUACAGUAAUUAUUAUCUCCGCUCUAAUGCCACCGUCCACUAAUACGAUGCCUCCCUGACACACACACACACACACGCACGCACACACCACCCCCCUCCCUGGUCUCUCACACUCCUCAAAGCGUCAAACACACUGGAAAAUCAAAGCGUGCUGCUCUCAUGCUGACACUGUCUAAGCUGCGUGCGAGGAGCACAACACAAGGAUCCAAGUUUGCUCUCAAUGUCAACCUUCUUCUAAACCAAAUAAAUGCAUUUUUCAAAUCAUUUAAUUGAAUUUUAGAAGACAAGUGGGUUUUGUGCCAAUAUUGUUCUUUACAAAGCUUUUACAACUCAACAUGUCUAUGCUCAUUUUUAGCUGAUAUAUCUUCUUUGGAGAAAAUGGACCGGUGGCUAACGAGGAAGCGAUGGACGUUGACUGGGCAGGUUGUCUUUUUGCUCUUGUGUGCGUGCGCACUGGACCGGGUUUUGGCGCAGAUUCGAUAUUCCAUUCCCGAGGAGUUGGAACACGGGGCUUUUGUUGGGAAUAUCGCUGAAGACUUGGGUUUGGACGUGGCCAAAUUAUCUUCAAGGAGAUUUCGGAUUGUGUCCGGGGCAAGAAAACAAUAUUUAGAGGUGAAUUUGGAGAACGGGAUUUUGUUUGUGAAUGAAAAGAUUGACCGCGAGGAGCUCUGUGAACAAAGUCCUGUUUGUUUCUUAUACUUGCAAGUCGUUAUUGAGAACCCUUUGGAAUUGUACCGGGUAGAAGUUGAAAUCUUAGACGUCAAUGACAACGCUCCCAGUUUUCCGUGGAGCGAGUUUAAUCUAGAGAUCACGGAGUCCGCUGCGCCGGGGUCUCGGUUCCCGCUGGAGAGCGCGCAGGAUCUUGAUGUGGGCUCGAACUCUCUUCGCUCGUACUUGCUGAGCUCCAAUCAUCACUUUGUGCUUGAUAUUCAGACUCGUAACGACGGCAGCAAAUUCGCCGAACUUAUUCUGCAGGUGCCGUUAGACCGAGAGAAACAAAAGACGCACGAGAUGGUGCUCACUGCUGUGGACGGUGGCUCUCCUUUGCGCUCGGGCACGGCUCAGAUAACGGUCACUGUGCUGGAUGCGAAUGAUAACGUACCGGUGUUCGACCGGUCCGUAUAUCGGGUCAGCUUGGUGGAGAAUCCACCGAGAGGCACGCUCGUGCUCAAACUGAACGCCACGGACCUGGACGAAGGAGCCAACGGUGAGAUUACCUAUUCGUUCAGCGGGCACGCGCCUCUGAAGGUGCGAGAGCUGUUCAGCGUGGACUCUCAUUCGGGCGAGAUUCGGGUGAAGGGAAUAGUGGACUACGAAAAGGCCAGUGUGUAUGAGCUCUACGUGCAGGCAAAAGACAAAGGUCCUUCAGCUGUGGCUGUGCACUGUAAAGUACUGGUCGAUAUUCUAGACGUGAACGACAAUGCGCCCGAGGUCAUAUUAACCUCUGUGUCAACACCUGUUCAGGAGGACGCGCCACCGGGCACGGUGAUAGCCGUAAUAAGCGUAAUGGACCGUGACUCUGGUGAGAACGGGGCUGUCGAUUGCCAGGUUCCCGGUAACGUGCCUUUCCAGCUGCACUCCUCUUUUAAAAACUACUACACACUUGUAACCAGCGAGUUUCUGGACAGAGAAUCUGUCACCGAGUACAACAUCACCCUGACCGCUCGAGAUCUGGGCUCGCCGCCGCUGUCCACCAGGAAAACGAUUUUAGUUCAAGUGUCUGAUAUUAAUGACAACCCUCCGCGUUUCAUCCAGCCGUCCUAUACUGUGUAUGUGACCGAGAAUAACGCCCCGGGCGCAUCCAUUUGCUCGGUGACCGCAUUCGAUCCAGACUCUAACCAAAACGCCUAUUUGUCCUACUCCAUACUGGAGGGUCAGAUUCAGGGCAUGCCUGUGUCCACUUAUGUCUCGAUCAAUUCAGAUAACGGAAACAUAUACGCGCUUCGCUCUUUCGAUUACGAACAGCUCCGAAACUUCCAGAUACGCGUACAGGCGCAAGACGCGGGCUUCCCUCCGCUCAGCAGCAACGUGACCGUCAACGUCUUUGUUUUGGAUCAGAACGACAACGCACCUGUCAUCCUCUCCCCGCUACCGAAAAACGGUAGCGUAGCUAAUGAGGUGGUGCCCAGGUCGGUGGACGCAGGUUAUCUUGUGGCUAAAAUCACGGCACUAGACGCGGACGCAGGGCAAAACUCUCGCCUAUCAUAUCAGGUGCUCCAGGCGACCGAUCCCGGACUGUUUAGCGUUGCGUUAUACACCGGCGAGAUAAGGACGAUCCGCCGCUUAGUGGACAAAGAUGCCACCAGGCAAAGACUUGUUAUACUUGUCAAGGACAACGGGCAGCCUCCGCUCUCGGCCACCGUGUCCAUCAUUUUGUCGGUGGUGGACAACGUGCCGGAGUCGCUGUCCGAAUUCGGUGACCUCUCGCUCAGCCCGCAGCCGUCGUCUAAUCUAGCACUCUAUUUAAUCGUGUCACUGAGCACGGUCUCGCUCAUCUUCCUGGUGGCCAUAAUCGUUUUGGCGGCUGUGAAAUGCUACAAGGAUCGAGAUUCGCUCGGCGGUUACGCGCUCUCCUCGCUCAGCGCCGCCUGCUGCAGCUUUGAAUCGGAGCCGCCCGCUGAGGUUUUCAAAAAGUCUAACAUCAACCUGCAAAUCUCCGCCGGCGCGAAAGUACCCACGAACUGCGUGGAGGUAAACAGAAAUACUGGAAAUCUCUCUCAAGCUUACUGCUACAAAGUGUGUUUGACGCCCGAAUCUGCAAAGAGCGACUUUAUGUUUCUUAAGCCUUGCAGUCCCGGCACGCCGAGAAAUAACGCGACGAAAGGAGCGGAUAACCUGGCGCUGAGCUCACAGAGCCGCUGCUCGUCCGUGAACAACGGUGCGACUACACCAAACGAGCUGAAGCAAGCAAACACAGACUGGGCCCUCAUGAAGAACCAAACCUCUUCUCUGAAAAGCUGUAACUCUAUAAACAUGGACGGCACUGUAAUGCGUAAGGCCAUGCAGGCAGAACCAGAAAAUUAUAGCCAAAUGGCCACAGGACAGUAUUGGACAUGGGGAAACCGCUCAAGAGAGUACCGGAUGCAUUCUCCAGCAGGUGGGGUCUCUCAGAGGGUGUGGACCCCUCAUUACACGCCUCCACAUAACCCCACCCAUCAUCCGCAGCAGCCCACAGCGCAGGCACCCCCGCACCCUCCGCCAGACUACCAGCAUAACGUCUAUAUCCCCGGCACGCCAUCCGGCUUCUGUACCCUGCGCCCAAGUUACCGCAGCGAGCUUGACGUCCACAACUCAUUCUCCACCUUUGGAAAGAAACGAAGGUUCAUCUCACCCAGCAGCUUUGACCCGUGUGACGACACAGGGGCAGAGGUCAUCAACAAUGACUUAUAUAACGAAUAAAAUUACCUGAGCUCUGGGUCUAGGACAUGGAUGAGAGACGAGUUGGAAUGACAUGAUGGAGAAAGAGGCACCUUGUUAUUUUGACCAAAGCAUAGCACUCGUCAUUUAGCCACAGUCGCUCGCUAACCUACUGAUACGUUUUGCACACAAAACAGCACUUGUGGAAAUCGGAGUUUCCAAUCAUAUAGUUCGGUUGCAGCGCAAGAUCGUGUUUGAAAGGGAUCCCAGGUUUGUGAAGUUUGUGGCUUUAAAUCUCUACAAGAUAUUCAGCGUUUUAUGUGAGGCUAAAAAAUAAUAAUAAUAGAAAUUCACAAGCAGAACUGUAUAUUCCGCUUUGUUUCUGCUGUAAAAUAAUUUAAAAUAAGUAAAUAAUAAAUAUUUAUUAAUAAAUAAAUCUUUUGAUUUCACAGAGACCAACAAGCCAUGUUUUAAAUGUUUUUUUCUGCACUGGUCUGUUAUUAUGGUAUGAUCUAUUAACCUGACCCCCUAAAAAAAAUGUACAACUCAAGGAACUCUGGUGAGUCUCCUCCGUAAGUGAGCAAUUCUUGGCCAAGUUGCAACCAGAUUAAACGUUGUCUCAUGUAAUGGGCAGAAAACCCAACUUCUAUGUCACAAUGGCACUCUGAUGGUUGUGUUUGGCAACGCUGUGCUCACUCUCACAAUGCACUUUUCAUUUUUCUCUUGUUAUGUGUCUGUGUGGUUCAUUUGCAGGUUAAGAAGGACUUUUGUAUUUUACCUGUCAGGAGCAAAAUAGUUAAACUGAGCUGCUGGAACAGAUACAAAAACACUAUUCUUUUGUUGUUUCAGGGAUGGAAUAAAGCUUCAUCUGUUGUUGUUUUGUAAUUGAUUGUGAUUGACGUCUCGGUCACACCAGGUUUGGAGGUAAAAUGUCAUUUACCACUAGAAUAGUAGCAGUACAAAGUAAAGCCAGGCCUGAAAUCAAUCCUGAAUAUGAACAUGAUGAUUCUUUUAUUAGAUUUUCUUGUUACUUUGACAAUCAUUGCAGCCAAAAUGUGAUUAUUACAUGCCCUUUGCACACAAUGUGAGCUUAUGAACAAACAGAAUGGUCACUGGUGGAUGACGGAGAAAAAUGAUCAAAUCACAUUCAUCAAUCUGUAUAUGACUUCUGAUGAAGGAACGUAUGGAUCAGCUUUUAGACACAUCACUGCCUCAUGAGGGAGUUCAGAAUAUGGACGUCUAUUCAUUCUUAAUGUGUAAAUAAAAUAUGAGAAUUAAAUAUUUUUUUCUGAAUUAAAGCAUCAGUGUUGUUUCUAAAAUCUUUAUGAGCUUUAUAAACAAAUAUAAUAUACCUGCUUUUAGAAUAUACCUGCAAAAAAUGUGAUUAAACCUGCAAUUGUGAUGUAUAGUUUUUUAUUGCCUAUUUUUACAUGCCUUUACAGUAUACUGGCUUCUGUAUAUUUUUGCAGUAUGAAUUGAUAAACUGCAUGCAGUACAUUUGUAUCAGGUGACUCAAUUUUUCAGCUCAGAUAUUACAACAGAGGCCAAGUCCACGGCAGAAAGGUGACGUUUGGGACGUGGCUGGUUCAUAAGGCCCAAACCCCCUAAUAGGCCUGUUAACCUUAUUGAGGCCUUACUGUAACCCUCUGCCACUGUGAAAACUAUGUGAACAUUAACAGAUCAAUAAGUAAUGGCAACAUGUUUUUUCAUUACUUUGUCUUGUCAGAAUAAUUUCAACUUCAUAUCACCACACAAGAUAUAAGUAGUGCACUUAAAGUACUUCUCCAACUUUUAUAAAUUGAAAGGUAGCAACAUUGUUUUAAAAGUCCACAUCGGUUCACCUGCCCUUUUGUGACACAGGAAGUAAAAGGUAAACUUGAGAACAUUGCAUCGACGCCAAGUAGUGCGUUUUGGCAAAAUCAGGCAACUUUGCAUACUGUGCGCAGUACACUCGCUUAAUAAAGAGGGAACAAGUGCAGUAUAUAUUUGCAAGCAUAUCCAUAAAGAGUGUUACCUAAAAAAAAAAACAUACCAUAAAACAUGCUCAAGAUCUAAACUAUGAACUCGUUUGAUUACGUUUCAACAGUGAGGAUUAUAUCACUCUGUGGGAUGUAGAUUUACAUCUUAUUGUCUUUUGUUCAUUUGAGGCUCUUGUCUUUGCACAGUUGUGUAAGAAUACGCAAAUGAAAAAAUAAAGGACCCAGUCCGUUCCUCUCAUCCACAGAGUAAACAAAUGUAAAUGAGCUUUCUUACAUUCCCACGGAGAAUAUAGACGUGCUUCAUUAACCAACCAAACAGAAAACUCUGGCGUCUAAAUAUCAUUUUAAUUAAAGAGCGGGGGAACCGGGCUCUUUCUGAAAAUGCCACACCUGGACGCAAUCUCUCCCGUGCCCUUUCCGUUUUCAUUUCCCGGGAAAUGAGUUGAGAAUGUCAAUAGAUGAUAUCGCCCGGUUGAGGGGGGUAAUUAGGUUUGCCGCGUGUCCUUUCAGAUUACAAACGUUAAUGAAGAAACGGUCUCCGUGGUGCUAACACACUUCUCUAAAUCGAAGUUCAUCUCUCCGAGGGCCCGUGAACCGGAGGUGAGGAGAUGAGCAAUUUAGACACGUUCCCCUGCAGACUACAGAUCCGACAUCAGAGGAGCUCCGAGUGUCACAUUCAAACAAUGACAUCAGCCUUGGAACGGAUGUAAUAGUAAACUUUGGUCAUGAAUAUUAAUUAGGGGACGUGACGUUUGCCGGCUGGGCUUAACUGAUUGAAUGAAAUCCAUGUUAAAUAAUUGGGUUGGAUUUUUAUGGCAGCACUUUGCAAUAAGAUUUAAUUUUAUUAAACUAC
Molecule: messenger RNA, 6232 nt
Organism: Triplophysa rosa
Lineage: Eukaryota; Metazoa; Chordata; Actinopteri; Cypriniformes; Nemacheilidae
Exons: 4
Coding region: 422-3442 (1006 amino acids)
Biological process (GO): homophilic cell-cell adhesion
Cellular component (GO): plasma membrane
Molecular function (GO): calcium ion binding
Source: RefSeq, a predicted model, not a curated record